CCUGAAGAAUGGCCUGUUAAAAAUGACAGCUCUGUAUAGCAGUGGAGAGAGAAAGAGAGAGAGAGAGAGAGCGAGAGAGAGAGAGAGGGGGUAAAUGGUGAUCCCUCCCAGAGCUCCGUCUCCGCACUCUGCGGCGCUCUUGCCUGAUGGUCACAGCGGAUUGCGUCCCCUCUUUUCCAGAAGCCUUCAAAGAAACGCUCACAUCCCCACCCACGCACGCAACCCGGCUCCGCCGCCUCCAAGCUGAGAACCUCCGCCUCGCGUUUCUGGCCGCUCUCGUUGUGCCGCGAAGUCGAGGCUUGCUUCUUUGAUCAGCGCCAGUGAUGGAAAGCAGAGAGGAGGUGCUGGUGGUGAGGUCCUCGGAGGGAGCCACCGGGAUCCCCGCGCGUGAACCGCACGGCAAACCGGGCCACAGGAGCUGCCUGAGCCCCGGUGCUGCGCCCUACUCCCGGGAGAGGACCGCGGAGCUGGUGCUGGAGGAGAGCGCACGGAGGAGCAUGUGCGCCGACGCCAGGCCGGUCACCGUAUCUUCCUCCGGGCAAAGGCAUCACAAAGACGGCAGCAGUUCGGACAACGAGUCGGACUUCUAUGAGGAAAUUGAUGUGAGCUGCACGCCUGAAAGCAUGGAUUACCCAACAGCUAAUGGUCGAAACGCGGAUUCUCCGGGUCAUUCCCCGGGCGAGACCGGCCCCGACCCGGGUAAGACGGUCCCGGGUCAGGGAUCUCUGUCCUACGGAGCGGACCAGAUCCGGCGGUACCGAACGGCGUUCACCAGGGAGCAGAUCGCCCGCCUGGAGAAGGAGUUCUACCGGGAAAACUACGUGUCCAGGCCGAGGAGAUGUGAACUCGCAGCUGCUCUAAAUCUACCUGAAACCACCAUUAAAGUGUGGUUCCAGAACCGCAGAAUGAAAGACAAACGCCAGCGCCUGGCCAUGACGUGGCCUCACCCCGCAGACCCGGCCUUCUACACCUACAUGAUGAGCCACGCUGCGGCCACGGGGAACCUGCCCUACCCAUUCCCUUCCCACCUGCCGCUGCCCUACUACGCACCCCUGAGCGUUGGCGUGGGGGGCGCCCCGGCCCCCGGCGCCACCCCCUUUUCGACCCCGCUGCGGUCUCUUGACAGUUUCCGGAUGUUGUCUCACCCCUACCAGAGGCCGGAGCUCCUGUGCGCCUUCAGGCACCCGUCCGUGUACCCGUCGGGCCCGGCGCACGGCCUCGGCCCCGGCGGCAGCCCCUGCUCCUGCCUGGCCUGCCACACCAGUCAGUCCAACGGGAUCUCUGGCAGGCCAUCCGCUUCGGACUUUACCUGCUCCCCGACGAGCAGGACGGACGCUUUUGUCACUUUCACGCCUCCGGUGCUCAGCAAAUCUUCAUCUGUGACACUGGACCAAAGGGAAGAGGUGCCUCUGACCAGAUGAAACCCGAACAAACCAACUUUCCCC
Molecule: messenger RNA, 1445 nt
Organism: Fundulus heteroclitus (mummichog)
Lineage: Eukaryota; Metazoa; Chordata; Actinopteri; Cyprinodontiformes; Fundulidae
Gene: evx1
Product: even-skipped homeobox 1
Exons: 3
Coding region: 324-1421 (365 amino acids)
Biological process (GO): regulation of transcription by RNA polymerase II
Cellular component (GO): nucleus
Molecular function (GO): RNA polymerase II cis-regulatory region sequence-specific DNA binding; DNA-binding transcription factor activity, RNA polymerase II-specific
Source: RefSeq, a predicted model, not a curated record